AUGGCUGAAAAAGAGGAGAUGUUAGAACGGGAGGAAGUUCCACCAAAGAUUAAUGAUCCCAAAGAGUUCAACAUUACUUGCACCAUUGAGGGGAUGAAAAUACCACAGGCUUUAUGUGACUUAGGAUCAAACAUUAUUGUCAUGCCACUGAGCAAAUUUAAGGAAUUGGAGAUAGGAGAUAUUGUACCAAGCAAAAUGACACAAACUUUGGCCGACUCAUCUGUGACUCGUCCGCUUGGUGUUAUACAAGAUGUGCUAGUUCAUGUUGAUGUAUUGACCUUCCCUACAGAGUUUGUCAUAAUUGAAAUGAAAAAUGAUUCAGAAGGGUUCGUGAUUCUUGGGCGCCCAUUCUUGGCAACCAAGAAGGCAAACAUAGAUGUGGAGAUCGGUGAGUUAAUUCUGAAGUUUAAUAAGGAGAAAGUGGUAUAUCAUGCCUAUCAAUGGACACAAUAUGUAGAGGGUCUUGAGGCAUGCUAUUAA
Molecule: messenger RNA, 480 nt
Organism: Lathyrus oleraceus (garden pea)
Lineage: Eukaryota; Viridiplantae; Streptophyta; Magnoliopsida; Fabales; Fabaceae
Exons: 1
Coding region: 1-480 (159 amino acids)
Source: RefSeq, a predicted model, not a curated record